This is a messenger RNA of Musca vetustissima, 570 nucleotides long. Its product is annotated as DNA-binding protein RFXANK-like. The record is from RefSeq and is a predicted model, not a curated record. Gene Ontology annotation, molecular function: protein binding. Bases 1 to 570 code for a protein of 189 amino acids. NCBI's taxonomy places the organism in Eukaryota, Metazoa, Arthropoda, Insecta, Diptera, Muscidae. The transcript is spliced from 3 exons.
AUGGUUCUCUAUAUAAAUAAAACCACCGUCCUCACCAAUCUUCAAAGAGGUAAUACAGAAGCCACAUUUUGUCCCGUUGAAGUCAAACUAUCAUUUCAUGAACGGGCCGGACAAGGUGAACUGACAGAUGAACAAAUUUUACAGCAGAAAGCCAUAAAUAUCGACUUUAAAGAUAGUUUCGGGUUUACACCUUUGCAUUGGGCCUGUUACUAUGGCCAAUUUGCCACAGUGCAAUCAUUAGUUGAGGCCGGGGCCAAUAUCAAUGAAGAGGCCCCGGAAAUGGUUACCCCUUUAAUACUUGCCGCCUCGGGUGGUCAUCAUGAAGUUGUCCGGCUACUUUUGGAUAAGGGUGCUGAAUCUACACAUAUGGAUAUUGUGGGUAAUACAGCUUUAAUGUAUGCCGCUGCUGGUAAUCAUCCGCAUACUUGUAAUGAGAUAUUAUCCCGUGACCCGGAUAUGACGGCGACAAAUGAAAAUGGUGAUACGGCCUAUGCUUUGGCCAUAGAGAAUGGUUCCACCCUAUCACAAGCUGUCCUAGAACAAUAUUUAACUGCAGUUUUGUCAUUAUGA